This is a messenger RNA of Drosophila kikkawai, 882 nucleotides long. RefSeq names its product 6-phosphogluconolactonase (gene Pgls). Lineage: Eukaryota; Metazoa; Arthropoda; Insecta; Diptera; Drosophilidae. Gene Ontology annotation, molecular function: 6-phosphogluconolactonase activity. Gene Ontology annotation, biological process: carbohydrate metabolic process; pentose-phosphate shunt. The record is from RefSeq and is a predicted model, not a curated record.
AUUUUCAAGUCAAAUCUGUCGAAUAGCAACAUGUUGGCAGCACGACCGAAAUCCAGUUUCAUUAUCACCAAUAUGCCCGAUCGAAAGCGACCUCUGAAGGUAAUCCGGGCCGAUUCGGAGGCCCAGCUGGUGAAUGGCCUGGCCGAUCUCUUACAACACUGCUCCCAAGGGGCACUGGCCCGGCAGGAUAGGUUCAGCGUGGGACUCUCAGGUGGCUCGUUGGUCCAGCUGCUGACGAAGGCUCUGAAGCAGCGAGCGGGAGAUUUAAACACCGCCAAGUGGACGUUCUUCUUCUGCGACGAACGCUAUGUGCCACAGGAUGACAGCGACUCUACCUACGGCGCUUACAAGACCGAGUGGCUCACCCAGUUGCCGGGCAUCCGGGACUCGCAGUUCGUUACGGCCAACACGGCCAAGUCGCUGGACGAAUGCGCCGCAGACUACGAGGCGAAGGUCAAGGAUAGAGUGAACUGCGACUGCGGCCUGCCGCAGUUCGACCUGCUGCUCCUGGGCAUGGGACCUGACGGCCACACCUGCUCCCUGUUUCCCGAGCAGCCAGCCACGCUGCAGGAGACCCAACGCCUGGUCAUACCCAUCCGGAAUUCCCCUAAGCCGCCACCCGAGCGCAUCACCUUUACCCUGCCGCUGAUCAAUAAUGCCAGGGAUGUGGCCUUCGUGGUGACGGGCGCUGGGAAAGCAAGUGUCGUUAAGCGUGUGUUUGUGGAUCUGGACAAGGAGUUUCCCGCUGCCUGGGUGAAUCCAGAUCAAGGACAGUUGACUCUGAUUGUGGAUGCGGGAGCUGGAAAGGAGAUUGAAGCCCUAAAAUGACAAUUAUUAGAAUAAUGAAUCUUGUAAAUAAUAAUACUUUUGGAUAUUUGGAUA